CAACCAUGUAAGCAGCUUCGCUUCCUGCCGCAACCGUCCGCGGCCUGAGGAACCCACGGCCGCGCUCGGGGGCCGACUUCCGGGGGCUGAGCCGUUGAAGCGCGAGGCUGGGGUGGGGGGCAGCCGGGGCGGGAGGCGCAGACUCAUGAAAUGGCCACAGAUGAUAAGACGUCCCCAACACUGGACUCUGCUAAUGAUUUGCCUCGAUCUCCUACUAGUCCUUCUCAUCUCACACACUUUAAACCUUUGACUCCUGAUCAAGAUGAGCCCCCUUUUAAAUCAGCUUAUAGUUCUUUUGUAAAUCUCUUUCGUUUUAACAAAGAGAGAGCAGAAGGAGGCCAGGGAGAACAGCAGCCUUUGAGUGGAAGUUGGACCAGCCCUCAGCUCCCUUCAAGGACACAGUCUGUUAGGUCACCCACACCUUAUAAAAAACAGCUUAAUGAGGAACUCCAGCGGCGCUCUUCAGCAUUAGACACAAGAAGGAAAGCAGAACCUACCUUUGGAGGUCAUGACCCUCGUACAGCUGUUCAGCUUCGAAGCCUCAGCACAGUAUUAAAACGCCUCAAGGAAAUCAUGGAGGGGAAAAGCCAGGAUAGUGACCUGAAACAAUACUGGAUGCCAGAUAGCCAAUGUAAAGAGUGCUAUGACUGUAGUGAGAAAUUUACAACCUUUAGGCGCAGACACCAUUGCCGACUAUGUGGGCAGAUUUUCUGCAGUCGUUGCUGUAAUCAAGAAAUCCCUGGAAAAUUUAUGGGCUAUACAGGAGACCUCCGAGCUUGCACGUAUUGUAGAAAAAUAGCCUUAAGUUAUGCUCAUUCCACAGACAGUAAUUCUAUUGGGGAAGACUUGAAUGCUCUUUCAGAUUCUGCUUGCUCUGUGUCUGUGCUUGAUCCAAGUGAACCCCGAACACCUGUUGGGAGUAGGAAAGCCAGCCGUAACAUAUUUUUAGAGGAUGAUUUGGCCUGGCAAAGUUUGAUUCAUCCAGAUUCCUCAAAUACUCCUCUUUCAACAAGACUUGUAUCUGUGCAAGAGGAUGCUGGGAAAUCUCCUGCUCGAAAUAGAUCAGCCAGCAUUACUAACCUGUCACUGGAUAGAUCUGGUUCUCCUAUGGUACCUUCAUAUGAGACAUCUGUCAGUCCCCAGGCUAACCGAACAUAUGUUAGGACAGAGACCACUGAGGAUGAACGCAAAAUUCUUCUGGACAGUGUGCAGUUAAAAGACCUGUGGAAAAAAAUCUGCCAUCACAGCAGUGGAAUGGAGUUUCAGGAUCACCGCUACUGGUUGAGAACGCAUCCUAACUGCAUUGUAGGAAAGGAAUUAGUCAACUGGCUAAUCCGAAAUGGGCACAUUGCCACAAGGGCACAAGCUAUAGCAAUUGGACAAGCAAUGGUUGAUGGACGUUGGCUGGAUUGUGUUAGUCAUCACGACCAGCUUUUCAGAGAUGAGUAUGCGCUGUAUAGACCACUGCAGAGUACAGAAUUUUCUGAGACACCUUCUCCCGACAGUGACUCAGUGAACUCCGUGGAAGGACACUCUGAGCCAUCCUGGUUUAAAGACAUAAAGUUUGAUGACAGUGACACAGAACAGAUAGCUGAAGAAGGUGACGAUAAUUUGGCUAAUUCUGCCAGUCCUAGCAAGCGCACAUCAGUCAGCAGUUUCCAGUCCACAGUGGACAGUGACUCAGCCGCUUCUAUCAGCCUGAACGUGGAGCUGGACAACGUGAACUUCCAUAUCAAGAAGCCCUCCAAGUACCCACAUGUGCCCCCUCACCCUGCUGACCAAAAAGAGUAUUUGAUUUCUGACACUGGAGGACAACAGCUCUCAAUAAGUGACGCUUUCAUCAAAGAAUCCUUAUUUAAUCGUCGAGUAGAGGAAAAAUCCAAAGAGCUGCCUUUCACACCUUUGGGCUGGCAUCAUAACAACCUGGAGCUCCUGAGGGAGGAGAAUGGGGAGAAACAAGCCAUGGAGAGGUUGCUUUCAGCUAAUCAUAACCACAUGAUGGCACUACUCCAGCAGUUGCUCCAUAGUGACUCACUGUCAUCAUCUUGGAGGGACAUCAUCGUGUCAUUGGUCUGCCAGGUUGUUCAGACAGUCCGACCUGAUGUCAAGAACCAGGAUGAUGACAUGGAUAUCCGUCAGUUUGUCCACAUCAAAAAAAUCCCAGGUGGAAAGAAGUUUGAUUCUGUGGUUGUCAAUGGCUUUGUUUGUACCAAGAACAUUGCACAUAAAAAGAUGAAUUCUUGUAUUAAAAACCCCAAAAUUCUUCUGUUGAAGUGUUCCAUUGAGUAUCUCUACAGAGAAGAAACUAAGUUUACUUGCAUUGAUCCUAUUGUGCUUCAGGAAAGGGAAUUCUUGAAGAAUUAUGUCCAGCGAAUAGUUGAUGUUCGACCCACCUUGGUUCUAGUUGAGAAAACAGUGUCUCGGAUUGCCCAGGACAUGUUAUUGGAACAUGGCAUUACUUUGGUCAUUAAUGUAAAGUCACAAGUUUUGGAACGAAUCAGUCGAAUGACCCAAGGUGAUUUAGUGAUGUCAAUGGACCAGCUGCUUACAAAACCACACCUGGGCACUUGUCACAAAUUUUAUAUGCAGAUAUUUCAGUUGCCUACUGAACAAACCAAGACACUGAUGUUUUUUGAAGGUUGUCCGCAGCACUUAGGCUGUACAAUCAAGCUAAGAGGAGGCUCUGAUUAUGAGCUGGCUCGAGUUAAGGAGAUCCUAAUAUUUAUGAUCUGUGUUGCUUAUCAUUCUCAACUAGAAAUAUCCUUUCUCAUGGAUGAAUUUGCUAUGCCUCCCACAUUAAUGCAAAACCCUUCAUUCCAUUCCCGGUUUGAGGGACGAGGGCAUGAGGGGGCUGUCCAAGAGCAGUACGGUGGAGGUUCCCUCCCCUGGGAUCCUGACAUCCCUCCUGAGUCUCUGCCCUGUGAUGAUAGCAGUUUGCUGGAAUCGAGGAUUGUGUUUGAGAAGGGUGAGCAGGAAAAUAAAAAUCUUCCACAGGCUGUUGCCUCUGUGAAGCAUCAAGAACAUAGCACAACAGCUUGCCCGGCGGGUCUCCCUUGUGCUUUCUUUGCACCUGUACCGGAAUCAUUGUUGCCACUCCCUGUGGAUGACCAACAAGAUGCUUUAGGCAGCGAGCAGCCGGAGAGUUUGCAGCAAACGGUUGUGCUGCAGGAUCCCAAAAGCCAGAUAAGAGCCUUUAGAGACCCUCUACAGGAUGACACUGGAUUAUAUGUUACUGAGGAAGUCACCUCCUCUGAAGAUAAACGAAAGACUUAUUCUUUGGCCUUUAAGCAGGAAUUAAAAGAUGUGAUCCUCUGUAUCUCCCCAGUAAUCACAUUCCGAGAACCCUUUCUUUUAACUGAAAAGGGGAUGAGAUGCUCUACCCGAGAUUAUUUUGCAGAGCAGGUUUACUGGUCUCCUCUCCUCAAUAAAGAAUUCAAAGAAAUGGAGAACAGGAGGAAGAAACAGCUGCUCAGGGAUCUCUCUGGACUUCAGGGCAUGAAUGGAAGUAUUCAGGCCAAGUCUAUUCAAGUCUUACCCUCACAUGAGCUAGUGAGCACUAGAAUUGCUGAGCAUCUGGGCGAUAGCCAGAGCUUGGGUAGAAUGCUGGCUGAUUAUCGAGCCAGAGGAGGAAGAAUUCAGCCCAAAAAUUCAGACCCUUUUGCUCAUUCAAAGGAUGCAUCAAGUACUUCAAGUGGCAAAUCAGGAAGCAAAAACGAGGGUGAUGAAGAGAGAGGGCUUAUUCUGAGUGAUGCUGUGUGGUCAACAAAGGUGGACUGUCUGAAUCCCAUUAACCACCAGAGACUUUGUGUGCUCUUCAGCAGCUCUUCUGCCCAGUCCAGCAAUGCUCCUAGUGCCUGUGUCAGUCCUUGGAUUGUAACAAUGGAAUUUUAUGGAAAGAAUGAUCUUACAUUAGGAAUAUUUUUAGAGAGAUACUGUUUCAGGCCUUCUUAUCAGUGUCCAAGCAUGUUCUGUGAUACCCCCAUGGUACAUCAUAUUCGUCGCUUUGUUCAUGGCCAAGGCUGUGUGCAGAUAAUCCUGAAGGAGUUGGAUUCUCCAGUACCUGGAUAUCAGCAUACAAUUCUUACAUAUUCCUGGUGUAGAAUCUGCAAACAGGUAACACCAGUUGUUGCUCUUUCCAAUGAGUCCUGGUCUAUGUCAUUUGCAAAAUACCUUGAACUUAGGUUUUAUGGGCACCAGUAUACUCGCAGAGCCAACGCUGAGCCCUGUGGUCACUCCAUCCAUCAUGAUUAUCACCAGUAUUUCUCCUAUAACCAGAUGGUGGCGUCUUUCAGUUAUUCUCCCAUUCGGCUUCUUGAAGUAUGUGUUCCACUCCCCAAAAUAUUCAUUAAGCGUCAGGCCCCAUUAAAAAUGUCCCUUCUUCAGGAUCUGAAGGACUUCUUUCAAAAAGUUUCACAGGUAUAUCUUGCCAUUGAUGAAAGACUUGCAUCUUUGAAAACUGAUACAUUUAGUAAAACAAGAGAGGAAAAAAUGGAAGAUAUUUUUGCACAGAAAGAGAUGGAAGAAGGUGAGUUCAAGAACUGGAUUGAGAAGAUGCAAGCAAGGCUCAUGUCUUCCUCUGUAGAUACCCCUCAGCAACUGCAGUCGGUCUUUGAGUCACUCAUUGCCAAGAAACAAAGUCUCUGUGAAGUGCUGCAAGCUUGGAAUAACAGGUUGCAGGACCUUUUCCAACAGGAAAAGGGUAGAAAGAGACCUUCAGUUCCUCCAAGUCCUGGAAGACUGAGACAAGGGGAAGAAAGCAAGAUAAGUGCAAUGGAUGCAUCUCCACGGAAUAUUUCUCCAGGACUUCAGAAUGGAGAAAAAGAGGAUCGCUUCUUAACAACUUUGUCCAGCCAGAGCUCCACCAGUUCUACUCAUCUCCAAUUGCCUACGCCACCUGAAGUCAUGUCUGAACAGUCAGUGGGAGGGCCCCCUGAGCUAGAUACAGCCAGCAGUUCUGAAGAUGUGUUUGAUGGGCAUUUGCUGGGAUCCACAGACAGCCAAGUGAAGGAAAAGUCAACCAUGAAAGCCAUCUUUGCAAAUUUGCUUCCAGGAAAUAGCUAUAAUCCUAUUCCAUUUCCUUUUGAUCCAGAUAAACACUACUUAAUGUAUGAACAUGAACGAGUGCCCAUUGCAGUCUGCGAGAAAGAACCCAGCUCCAUCAUUGCUUUUGCUCUCAGUUGUAAAGAAUACCGAAAUGCCUUAGAGGAAUUGUCUAAAGCGACUCAGUGGAACAGUGCUGAAGAAGGGCUUCCAACAAAUAGUACUUCAGAUAGCAGACCAAAGAGUAGCAGCCCUAUCAGAUUGCCUGAAAUGGGUGGAGGACAGGCAAACCGUACAGCAGAAACAGAACCACAACCAACCAAAAAGCCUUCUGGAAUGUUGUCCUUCUUCAGAGGGACAGCAGGGAAAAGCCCCGAUCUCUCUUCCCAGAAGAGAGAGACCUUACGUGGAGCAGAUAGUGCUUACUACCAGGUUGGGCAGACAGGCAAGGAGGGGACCGAUAAUCAAGGCGUUGAGCCUCAAGAUGAAGUAGAUGGAGGAGAUACACAAAAGAAACAACUCAUAAAUCCUCAUGUGGAACUUCAAUUUUCCGAUGCUAAUGCCAAGUUUUACUGUCGGCUCUACUAUGCGGGAGAGUUUCAUAAGAUGCGUGAAGUGAUUCUGGACAGCAGUGAGGAAGAUUUCAUUCGUUCCCUCUCCCACUCAUCGCCCUGGCAGGCCCGGGGAGGCAAAUCAGGAGCUGCCUUCUAUGCAACUGAGGAUGAUAGAUUUAUUUUGAAGCAAAUGCCUCGUCUGGAAGUCCAGUCCUUCCUCGACUUUGCACCACAUUACUUCAAUUAUAUUACAAAUGCUGUUCAACAAAAGAGACCCACAGCAUUGGCCAAAAUUCUUGGAGUUUACAGAAUUGGUUAUAAGAACUCUCAGAACAACACUGAGAAGAAGUUAGAUCUCCUUGUCAUGGAAAAUCUUUUCUAUGGGAGAAAGAUGGCACAGGUUUUUGAUUUGAAGGGCUCUCUUAGGAAUCGGAAUGUAAAAACUGACACUGGAAAAGAGAGUUGUGACGUGGUCCUGCUAGAUGAAAAUCUCCUAAAGAUGGUUCGAGACAACCCUCUGUACAUUCGUUCUCAUUCCAAAGCUGUGCUGAGAACCUCGAUCCAUAGUGACUCCCAUUUCCUUUCUAGCCACCUCAUUAUAGAUUAUUCUUUGCUGGUUGGGCGAGAUGAUACUAGCAAUGAGCUAGUAGUUGGAAUUAUAGAUUAUAUUCGAACAUUUACAUGGGACAAAAAGCUUGAGAUGGUUGUGAAAUCAACAGGAAUUUUAGGUGGACAAGGUAAAAUGCCAACAGUGGUGUCUCCGGAGUUGUACAGGACUAGGUUUUGUGAGGCAAUGGACAAGUAUUUCCUCAUGGUACCAGACCACUGGACAGGCUUGGGUCUGAAUUGCUGAAAUCAAGCACAUAUUUUGAAAUGGACUGUGAAGGAAAAGGGCACAGAAACAAAGGACCAAAAAUAAGCUACAUGUUUUAUUUCUUCAUCGUGUUCACCACUGUAUGCAAAGGCUUUUCAGUUCUGUGGCUCUUUAGACUGUCCGUAAUGGAAUGUUAAAACUCCAUGAAUUUGCACUUUGGUUUUUGAUACCUGUGGAUUAGCUGUCUGUAGGUUGGGAAGUGGCAUGAAAAUUUUCUUAAGCUAAAAUACAGACAUGUUUCAAAGGGCUAAGGUUGGAGAUGAGUAGAUAGGGUGAAAAAUGGGUUAAAUUUGCUAGCUUAAUUGUUUUAAGAAGAAAGCGUGGCUGGGCGUGGCGGCUCACGCUUGUAAUCCCAGCACUUUGGGAGGCCAAGGCGGGCGGAUCACGAGGUCAGG
Molecule: messenger RNA, 6863 nt
Organism: Nomascus leucogenys (northern white-cheeked gibbon)
Lineage: Eukaryota; Metazoa; Chordata; Mammalia; Primates; Hylobatidae
Gene: PIKFYVE
Product: phosphoinositide kinase, FYVE-type zinc finger containing
Biological process (GO): intracellular signal transduction; phosphatidylinositol metabolic process
Molecular function (GO): metal ion binding; 1-phosphatidylinositol-3-phosphate 5-kinase activity; ATP binding
Source: RefSeq, a predicted model, not a curated record